AUGGAUCACGAUGACGACGAGGAAGUUGGCUUCAUUGCCGAAAGUCACUACCUGAAAAGUCGGGACGCCCAACAAGCCAUAAAACUUCUUCAGGUACCACGUACCGAAAGAGAUCCCAGCAUUUCCUCGAGUGUUAGUGAAUUGGAUGUACCCAUUUACUCGCAAGAGAACUUAACCACACGACCGGUCAGAGAUAUACAGGGGGGCUACACUAAACAUCUGGGAUUUGCAAUAGCAGCCGCCGCCUUUGGAUCAUCCUUUCAACAUGGAUAUAACACAGGAGUGCUAAACAAUCCUCAAAAAGUGAUCGAAGAGUGGAUUAAACAAACUAUUUAUCAUCGAACGGCAGAAAUUCCACCAGAAUCUUUAAUAACGAUAAUAUGGUCGAUAGCGGUAUCGAUUUUUUGUGUCGGAGGCAUGAUCGGUGGCGCUAUUACUGGGAUGGUAGCAGACAGAUUUGGAAGAAAAGGUGGACUGUUGUUAAAUAACAUACUCGUUGUUACCGCAGCCGCUCUCGAAGGAUCGUCUAAGUCGGCCGGAUCGUACGAAAUGAUAAUUCUAGGCCGUUUUUUGAUUGGCAUAAGUUCGGGACUAAAUGCCGGUUUAGUUCCUAUGUAUUUAAAUGAAAUUUCACCUAUGAACUUAAGAGGAGCCGUGGGGACUGUUUAUCAGUUAAUCAUUACAAUAUCGAUCCUGCUAGCGCAGGCAUUAGGAUUAAGGUCUGCUUUAGGUUCCGAAACAACUUGGCAUUUACUUCUAGCCUUCACUGUAAUUCCGGCCAUUUUUCAGUUAGCAACUCUUCCUUUCUGUCCCGAAUCGCCAAAAUUCCUACUUGUAACAAAAGGUAAGGAACUUGAAGCGCAAAGGGCGUUAACGUGGUUGAGGGGUAGCGCUUCAGUGCACGAAGAAAUGGACGAAAUGAGAUCAGAAUUCGAAGCGAUGAAAUUAAUCCCGAAGGCGAGCGUCAGAGAACUUAUUUCGAACAACGCCCUCAGAAUUCCCUUGAUUAUUUCUUUGACAAUAAUGGUAGCGCAACAGUUGAGCGGUAUAAAUGCAGUGAUGUUUUAUUCAACCGAAAUUUUCAAAAUGACUGGAUUGUCCGAUGAAAACGCAACCUAUGCCACGAUGGGAAUGGGCUUCAUUAACGUUUUGAUGACCGUGGUUUCUUUGGUUUUGGUGGAACGAUCUGGUCGUAAAACGUUGCUUCUUAUCGGUUUUGGCGGAAUGGCAGUAGUGUCCUUUUUAUUGACGAUAGCAAUGAUCUUUUCAAAAAGCAGCGUGGCAGCCAGUUACAUUUGUAUCAUUUUGGUUCUUCUUUUCGUUAUUAUGUUCGCAAUUGGUCCAGGUUCUAUACCUUGGUUUUUGGUUUCUGAAUUAUUUAAUCAAUCUGCGAGACCUACGGCCACUUCUUUAGCAGUUGCUACCAAUUGGGCAGCAAACUUUUUAGUUGGAAUUGGAUUCCUUCCUAUUCAGAAAGCCCUAGGUUCAUACGUAUUUAUAAUAUUUUCGGUAAUUUUGGUACUCUCAUGUGUAUUUAUUUAUAAAAAGGUCCCCGAAACAAAGAAUAAAACGAUGGAAGAAAUCUCGUCUAUGUUUAGACAGCAAUCGUAUCAAUAAAAUUAAAUUAUUACAAAUGAAAACAAUUAUUACAAUUUUUGAAAUAAAAUAAUGUAUUCCUUUUUGUGAAAAAUGAUAAGAGCAAUGUAAAAUAUAUUUACGUACCUAUUACUUAUUAAAAAAAUCGAAUUUACGCAAAAGAUGCUAAAUAUGAAUUGAGAACUGACUAGAUAGUCUAUUAAUAGUAAUAAAUAAUUUAUUAGUCAAUGCUAAUCAGUGGCCGAUAAAAGUUUUUGUUUAUUCGUUUAUUUAUUGCUAUCUGUUGUUGAAAUAAUUCACAAUUUCCGUAAAAAAGAAGAUGUGUAUUUUUUCAACUAUUAAGGUAUUCGAAAAACUCUGUAAUAGUUGUAUAUUAUGUAUGUAAGUAAAUGUAUAAAAAAAAACUGUUACAACAGUCUCAUCCAUUAUGUAGUUAAAAGUUUUUAAUUUGUUUAGUAUAAAAGACAUAUACAUAGAUAUUUUUAUUAAAUGUGCGUUUGGUAAUUUUUAAGAAGAUUGUGUGUUCCAGAAUGAUUAAAAUGUAAUAAAAAAGACUGAAAUUAGUCUAAUUGUAUGCAGUUGACAGUCAAUAUGCAUCUGCCUGUUACAUAUUACACGAAAAUGUUGUACAAUAAUACACAAUUUUUUAAAAAAUGCUGAACAAAUUGUUUUAACACUUUAAAUAAAUAUUUUUAUAUUACAAAUAAACAGUAAGCAAUUUAUUAUUUUAAAUCUAGUCGUAACGAAAAGAGCAAUUGGAUUUGUUUUAUCUUUGUGCAUAAUGAAUUUCCUUGUAUCUUAUUUAUUUUU
This is a messenger RNA of Agrilus planipennis (emerald ash borer), 2406 nucleotides long. Its product is annotated as solute carrier family 2, facilitated glucose transporter member 1. The transcript has 8 exons. Lineage: Eukaryota; Metazoa; Arthropoda; Insecta; Coleoptera; Buprestidae. The record is from RefSeq and is a predicted model, not a curated record. The coding region runs from base 1 to 1617 and encodes 538 amino acids. Gene Ontology annotation, biological process: monosaccharide transmembrane transport. Gene Ontology annotation, molecular function: hexose transmembrane transporter activity. Gene Ontology annotation, cellular component: membrane.